AUGAUGGGCUUUGUGUCCCUCGACUUCCCGUACUUCCCGACACUGAUGGUCACUGCAUCCUCACCCACCCAUUCGUCGGCAGCUUACCGCUGCAUCGAUCGGCUACUACAGCUUAGCCUGCCUGCACAACUCGACUUUUUGGGCCCUCUUAUGCCCUCGAUCUCGACGCAUGGUUCCCACAUGUUAGUCAUUACAAGGAUGUCCGGUAACACUGCGGACUACGCUCCGUCCAAUUCGCUGCGUGAAGGGGGGAAAAUAGUCGCCAAUAGCCUACACAUCGUCCCCUCCAAGCUAUAUAUCUACUAA
Fusarium proliferatum ET1 is the source of this 306-nucleotide messenger RNA. RefSeq lists its product as uncharacterized. The transcript has 4 exons. Bases 1 to 306 code for a protein of 101 amino acids. The record is from RefSeq and is a predicted model, not a curated record. NCBI's taxonomy places the organism in Eukaryota, Fungi, Ascomycota, Sordariomycetes, Hypocreales, Nectriaceae.